This is a messenger RNA of Ceutorhynchus assimilis (cabbage seed weevil), 465 nucleotides long. NCBI's taxonomy places the organism in Eukaryota, Metazoa, Arthropoda, Insecta, Coleoptera, Curculionidae. The record is from the annotation of a GenBank genome assembly.
AUGGCCGGAAAAGGUGAUGGAGAGGGCGAAGGAAAUAUUAUUAAGCUAGAAAAUCAGAUUGCAGUAAUUAAAUAUGUGCUACUGUUCACCAACUGUUUGGAAUGGAUCCCGAAGAAAAGGUAUUUACUUAUUCGACAUGUCCUUUGUUGGAGGUGGCAAAGGCAAAAAACGUUUACGCAAAGGCAAAGAUGUGGUGCAUCAGCUAGCUCUUAUUCCUUGGCGGAAUCGUAUAAGAAGUGCACCAUAAGAAAACUAGCUUUGCAAAAGAACGUGAUCUGUGAUAAAUGUGAAGGUCGUGGCAAUAAAAAAGGAGCUGUAGAACUAUUCCUCACUUCUAGAGACUUGGGAAUGCAAGUGCAAGUUCAACAGCUAGCUCCAGGCAUGUUGAAACAGAUCCAGACAGUGUUUGUUGAAUGUAGAAGACAAGGCGAAAAUAUUAAUCCCAGAGAUCGUUGCAAACAGUGA